Messenger RNA from Cydia amplana, 2457 nucleotides. RefSeq names its product potassium voltage-gated channel protein Shaw (gene Shaw). Gene Ontology annotation, cellular component: dendrite membrane; presynaptic membrane; neuronal cell body membrane. The record is from RefSeq and is a predicted model, not a curated record. Gene Ontology annotation, molecular function: protein binding; delayed rectifier potassium channel activity. Bases 199 to 2064 code for a protein of 621 amino acids. The transcript is spliced from 9 exons. NCBI's taxonomy places the organism in Eukaryota, Metazoa, Arthropoda, Insecta, Lepidoptera, Tortricidae. Gene Ontology annotation, biological process: potassium ion transmembrane transport; protein homooligomerization.
CAGGAAUACACAACCCUUCAAGGGUUGUCAGUAAAACGGCGUUCCACGCCGGCAUAGUCACGAUUGCCGGGAACAGCAGCGAUGUGCCCCCACACCAGGUUCAGCAGACUUGAGGACGACUACAUAGCAGUAAUGUGGAGACGUGGACAGAGCCGGUCGCCGUAGUCCACUGUGUGAGGGAGACGGGAGAUCAACGAAAUGAAUCUCCUAAACAUGGACGCGGAGAACCGCGUGGUCCUCAACGUCGGCGGGAUCCGGCACGAGACGUACAAGGCGACAUUAAAGAAGAUCCCCGCCACCCGUCUGUCGCGGCUGACGGAGGCUCUCGCCAACUACGACCCCGUGCUGAACGAGUACUUCUUCGACCGGCAUCCUGGCGUGUUCGCGCAGGUCCUCAACUACUACAGGACGGGGAAACUGCAUUACCCCACGGACGUCUGCGGGCCGCUGUUUGAAGAGGAGCUGGAGUUCUGGGGGCUGGACGCCAACCAGGUGGAGCCCUGCUGCUGGAUGACCUAUACGCAGCAUCGCGACACCCAAGAAACGCUGGCAGUCCUGGACCGCUUGGACCUGGACACCGAAAAACCCUCUGAUGAGGAGGUGGCUCGCAAGUUUGGCUUCGAAGAAGACUACUACAAGGGCACCGUGUCCUGGUGGCAGCAGCUGAAGCCGCAGAUGUGGUCGCUCUUCGACGAACCCUACAGCUCCAAUGCAGCUAAGGUAGUCGGCGUGAUAUCGGUGUUUUUCAUAUGUGUGUCCAUCAUAUCGUUCUGUUUAAAAACCCACCCGGACAUGAGAGUGCCAGUGAUAAAAAACUACACAGUGACGACCGCGAACCAAACGCAAAGCUGGGCGCUGGACAAAGUGCAAACAAACGCCCACAUUGCGUUUUUCUACAUAGAGUGUGUGUGCAACGCGUGGUUCACCUUAGAAAUCCUAGUGCGAUUCAUAUCGUCCCCAAAUAAGUGCGAAUUCAUCAAAUCCUCCGUCAACAUCAUCGACUACAUCGCCACCAUGAGUUUCUAUAUCGAUCUCAUGCUCCAGAAAUACGCUUCUCAUGUAGAAAAUGCUGACAUAUUAGAAUUCUUCUCCAUAAUAAGAAUCAUGAGGCUUUUCAAACUGACGCGUCACUCGUCAGGUUUGAAGAUUCUGAUUCAGACCUUCAGGGCAUCAGCCAAGGAGCUGACCCUGCUAGUGUUUUUCCUAGUGCUCGGUAUAGUGAUAUUUGCGAGUUUGGUGUACUACGCGGAGAGGAUACAGACGAAUCCGCACAACGACUUCAACAGCAUACCGUUGGGGCUGUGGUGGGCGCUGGUUACCAUGACGACGGUCGGGUACGGAGACAUGGCGCCGAAGACCUACGUCGGGAUGUUCGUUGGAGCACUGUGUGCGUUGGCUGGUGUGCUGACGAUAGCCUUACCCGUGCCCGUCAUCGUGUCCAACUUUGCCAUGUACUACUCCCACACGCAGGCACGGGCAAAGUUGCCCAAGAAGCGGCGGAGGGUCAUCAACGUUGAACCGACUAGGCCUCCGAUGCGUGCACCAGGCGUUCCAGGUGGCCCCGGCGGUGCGUUGCCUCCAGGAAUGGGACCUCAAGCGGUGAACCGCCGCAUGAACGCCAUCAAAACGAACCACCCCAAAGAUAUCAUGGGACCUAAUAUGGUCGCAAGCCUGAUGCCCGGUCUAGACAUGUCAGUGACCACACGCCUGUCCCCCAGCCCCCGGGACAUGAGUCCAGCUCUGGCCAUAGCUCUCCCCAUGAUGAAGUCAGUCAACAUUGUCCCGGCUCAGUGCUUCGACAACAUGGCUUUCCACGGCGAGAGGGUUGAAAAUAGAGACAGUGACAAGGAAGAUACUCUCAGCAAACGUUCUAGUCAACAAUCUCUCGAAAGCGACAACACACUUAGAGUAAACAAUUAUAAGAACGGAUACAUGAAUAAGAGUGUCGAAGAGAAAACUGAUUGUAGAACGCCGUUGCUUCGAGAUCAUAAGAUAGAAUCGCUGGAUGAGAAUAAACUUAGGGAGAACAAAGCUGAGAAGAGAAAGUCAUCCGCUUCAACAUAACAGUAAAUAUUGUAAAUAAUAUUGCAACCGCUAUUCUAAACUUUAUUGAAUAAGGCCUUGGAGUAAUAAAAUAUCAGUUGCAAAUUGUAGCACAUGAAAUAAAAACUGUUUCAAGUAUCAAACAAUUUACAAUGAGCCAAUGUUGCUCCAUCGCCUUAAUCUAUUGAGACCAAUAGAACUAAGAAUGCUUUAACUAACGCAAAUAAGAUAAUGUCCAUUCAUACAGUGCAGAGCAAAACAACGUAUGGUAAACCAAACAGAGUAUUCAAACAUGUAUUGACUAGUAAAAUAACCUUAUCUUUAACUGUACAAGUUUCGCGUAGUUUGGGAAACGACAUGCCUUCGUAUCCAGUGUUAAGAGUAGACUGUGAGAAUUAUAAGUAACAUUAUAUC